Molecule: messenger RNA, 2280 nt
Organism: Anoplopoma fimbria (sablefish)
Lineage: Eukaryota; Metazoa; Chordata; Actinopteri; Perciformes; Anoplopomatidae
Gene: srsf5b
Product: serine and arginine rich splicing factor 5b
Exons: 8
Coding region: 226-1116 (296 amino acids)
Cellular component (GO): cytoplasm; nucleus; ribonucleoprotein complex
Molecular function (GO): mRNA binding
Source: RefSeq, a predicted model, not a curated record
AAGAAGAAGAAGAAGACGACGACGUAGAAGAAGAAGAAGAAGAAGAAGGAGGAGGGUGAUGAUUAGGAGGAGGAGGAGGAGGCGGACCCCCCGACGUUAACGUGCCCCCUCCCUGAAUAGCAGAGGCUCCAUUUUGUUUGAUUUUUGCGGUCACUGUCGACAGCCUGCAACGGAAACACCACAAGGACCACUUCAAAUAUAUACUGUCGUCCACGGCCAUCAACAAUGAGCGGAUGUCGUAUCUUCAUCGGCCGUCUGAGCCCCUCGGCCAGAGAGAAGGACGUGGAGAGGUUCUUUAAAGGAUACGGCCGCAUCCGAGACAUCGACCUCAAGAGAGGGUUCGGCUUUGUGGAGUUUGACGAUCCCAGAGAUGCUGAAGAUGCCGUUUAUGAGCUUGAUGGCAAAGAGCUGUGCAAUGAAAGGGUGACCAUUGAGCACGCCCGCGUACGUCUGCGUGGCGGCCGUGGCAGAGGAGGUGGCAGUGCAGGAGGACGUUUCCCUGAUCGCUAUGGCCGGGGCUCCCAGAACAGUCGGAGCCGAAACCCUCCUCCGAUGCGCACUGAGAAUCGCCUGAUCGUAGAGAACUUGUCCUCUCGAGUCAGCUGGCAGGACCUGAAAGAUUUCAUGAGACAAGCUGGAGAGGUGACAUUUGCAGACGCACACCGGCCCAAGCUCAAUGAAGGGGUUGUUGAGUUUGCUUCUGGCAGCGAUCUGAAAAACGCCAUGGACAAACUGUCUGGAAAGGAAAUCAAUGGCAGGAAAAUCAAGCUCAUUGAGGCAGCCAGGAAGAGGUCAAGGAGUCGUUCCCGGUCAGAGAGCUCCUCUCGCUCACGGUCCCGUUCUCGUGGUCGCUCUCCGUCUCGCUCCCCCAGACGUUCUCGCAGCCCCGCCCACAAGGCACACAACCGCUCCCGCUCCCGGUCCCCCAGCGGGUCCCCCGUGGGCGGCGCCUCAUCCCCGUCCUCUAAAUCAAAGGAGCCCCCUAAACGGUCGUCCAAGAUGAGCAAGUCUGCCACCCCGCCCUCCCCUCCGCCCGCCCGCAGAACCUCCGUCUCCCGUUCACGCUCUCGUUCACGCUCUCGUUCUCGCUCCCCUUCUACCGACAGCCAGCGCUAAACGCUACGUUUAGUUUUAAUGGGAAUCAAACAGUAGAAACGACUUGAUUCAGCAGGAUCUGGAGCUCCCAUGACCUCUCGGCACAGAGACAAGAGCUUUCCUCAAGUUUGUUUUUCUUUGUCUGGAUUAUCAUAACAAUCCUGAAGCUUUUCACAUUUAAAACACCAACACAUUUUCAAACAGGAACAAUUAUAUUCAUUCAUAUAUUUAAUUACAAUUAUAGGGCGUUUAAAAUGUAAUAUCGUAAACAGAAGACACUUGUUACUUAGUGAUGCUGUCUGUGUCCCCCUCAUCACCCAAAUGUGUGUUUACACCAAAUUCAUUCAUGCAUCUAGGCUGCAGGUCCUUUUCUGCUGCACUGUUGUUUUUCUCCCACAUGCCCAAGUGAACCAGGGUCUGUAAAGUUAGUAAACCUUACACUUUGAACAUUUUAAAAGAGGGAAUCUGUAUUUUUGAGGCAGUACUAGGACACUUUUGAGAAGUCGUGUGACCACUUUCUUUACUUAUUUUUUUAUUUUUUUGCGAUUCAGUUUCCCGUUUUUGCUCGUCGGUUUGAGAACUUUUAAUCAAUUUCCACUUUUUUUUUUUUUUUUUGUCCUUGCCUCAUUUUUUCCCGUAUUCUGACCUACUGUAGCUACGACUGAUGUUGUGUGAUUUCUAGACCUGAGGAUGCCUGCAUGUGAUUAUCUUUUUUUUUUGUUUGAUCAACGUUUCGAGUUGUAUUAUUGGCAUUGGAAGUGUCUAGAACAUCGUCCCAGCAGUUAAACAGCUGUAACUGUUAAUGUGAUGGAUCCGACUCUUCUUGCCGUUGGCUGUUAACUUUUAUUUUCUUGGGAGAUGUAAAGCUACUUUGAGGAUAAGGUCAACACUUUGAAAUGAUGCUGCGUAGAGAAUGCAGUUUAUUCUAGCAUUGUACAUUUUUUUUCUUUUGGUUUAGGGUUUUGUGUACAGCAUUGCUGACUUUUGUUUUACAUAAGUGUAUAAUGUAAUUCCAAGAAUGCGUGUUGGUACUGUCUGAUGUUACUGUGGUUUAAAUGAACGUGUAGACAAGAGUUCGAAAAAAAAAAAUGCAACAUUUUUGUACGUAUGGAUUUUAUUUUCAGUGAAAAAUAUGGACAUUUCUAUGAUGUAGGAAUACGGCGGACUGAAUCAAUAAAGCAGUUU